GUCGCGCGCUCCCUUUAUUUCUCACUUCAGCCUCGGUUGGUUUUGCCAGUGGAGCUAGAGAACGCUCCGAAGCACGUGAUUUACUCCGUUUUAACGACGCUCCAUAAAUAUGCACACUCCAGCAGACCUCAGACAUCGCCUGCAGCAGGAAAUCAUUCCCACACUAGGGUGCAAACACAAGAUAGAACGUGACAUUUUGAGUCUUAUUUCAGGGCAAAUCAUACUAGCUAAAAAGUGAAUGUUCAAUUUAAAUUUGACGUAUCUUGCAUUUAGUUGAUAGUGGUAUUAAGAGCAGUAGAAGACUAAUAUUCAACAGACUGUGUAUGUCUGUGGGAUUCUUUAUUUCUGGAUACUGUUGAUGACGACUAUACCACACGGGGAACUAUGUAAAGGUUUUUACUGAAGCAUCCAGGCCAUUUUUUCCCCUUUCCGCUUCAGUUAUGAGGUCUGUACUGGAUGGCGUGGCAGACACCACUUUCAGGACAAUUACCUCUGGGCUGCAAUACCUUGGCUCUAACGAUGCCAUCUAUGAUGACCCAACCACUGAUGUCGACCUCACCAAGGGUGGAUUUUCCCUGCAGAAACCGCUGUCGGCAUUCCGCAGCAACUCCUUCCCAGACAAAGUGGCACCAAAUGAGGAACUCAUCCUUAAAAGUUUGUCCUUUUACCCCACAAACUCCACCGACCUCUUUGGUAACAAGAGCUCGAUGGCGGGUGAGGGGAGCACUAUUGAAUGUGGAGAGAACUUCAUGGACAUGGAGUGCUUCAUGAUCUUGACACCUAGCCAACAGCUGGCAGUGGCUGUCAUGUCCCUUACCCUGGGAACCUUCACCGUGUUGGAGAACAUAGUUGUUUUAUGUGUAAUCCUGCAGUCUCGCACCCUGCGGUGCAGGCCCUCCUACCACUUCAUCGGCAGUCUGGCUGUGGCAGACCUACUAGGUAGUGUCAUCUUUGUCUACAGCUUUUUAGACUUUCAUGUUUUUCACCGUAAGGACAGCCCAAAUGUUUUUCUCUUCAAGCUAGGUGGGGUGAUUGCCUCAUUCACAGCCUCAGUUGGAAGCUUGUUUCUGACAGCCAUAGACCGGUACAUUUCCAUCCACCGGCCACUGGCCUACCGCCGCAUUGUGACCCGCAACAAGGCUGUGGUCGCCUUCUGCAUGAUGUGGGCAAUCUCCAUUAUCAUUGCAGUGCUUCCUCUGCUGGGCUGGAACUGCAAGCGUCUCAAAUCUGUCUGUUCAGACAUCUUCCCACUGAUUGACGAGAACUACCUUAUGUUUUGGAUUGGGGUGACCAGUGUGUUGGUGCUUUUUAUUUUUUAUGCCUACAUGUACAUCCUGUGGAGGGCACACCACCAUGCUAUACGCAUGCUGAGCCGGACCUCUCAGAAGAGCCUGGUAGUGUAUUCAGCUGACGGAACUAAAGUGCAGUCCACUCGCCCGGAGCAAACCCGCAUGGACAUUCGCUUGGCUAAGACACUGGUGCUCAUCCUAGUAGCGCUGGUCAUUUGCUGGGGCCCUGUGCUGGCCAUUAUGGUCUAUGACCUCUUCUGGAAAAUGGAUGAUGCCGUCAAAACAAUAUUUGCUUUCUGUAGCAUGCUCUGCCUGCUCAAUUCCACAGUCAACCCGAUCAUCUAUGCCCUCCGGAGCAAGGAUCUGCGGCGUGCUUUCCUCACUACCUGUCAAGUAUGCAGAGGCAGCUCUCACCACCUAGAUAACAGUCUGGAGUCCGACUACCAGAGUAGACAUGCCCAUAUUGCUGCCAAUCGAGCUGCAGAGAGCUGUGUGAAGACCACUGUGAAGAUAGCCAAAGUCACCAUGUCUGUCUCCACAGAGACGUCUGCAGAGGCUGUGUGAUUUUGUAACCGCCCGUGUUAUUCUACCGUAUUCUUAGCACCAUGCACUCAUCAAUCUUAAAAAGAGAGGAGCUUUUGGUCUUUAAAGUGAGGUCUAUUACAACAUGGAAUCAUGAAGACUAAAUCAAUCAGCAACAACAUUUCAGCAAUUCAUAACUUCUUGUUGUUUUUCAUUAAACCUUAGCCUACUAUAUGUGUGUUACUAUGUUAGCAAAUAUUGCCCUUGCAUUCAUGAAUUGUAUUUUUCUACAUUCAAAUCAGGUUCUUGAACAGUGAUUUCUUCUAUCAUGGGGAUAAGGGGCUACUGAAUAUUAUGUUAAAUAAUCUCAGUGAGAGAACUAUGUUGAUAUGUAAUUACGUAACAUUUUUCAUGUAAUCCUGAAUUCUAUAGUAUCUCAUACAUCAUGAAAUAUAGCCAAGCUUUUCUGACCAAAUGUCUGUCUUGCACUUAAACAGAAGUAUAACUUUACUUUAAAUAUCCAUUUGAAUUGGAUGUAAUUGGCCGUGUGGUAUUAUUGUGUAUUGAAUAACAGUGUUGAAUCAUGUAUAUUUGAGUAGAUUGUAAAAGCACUUCAUCAACAUACUUAUGUUUUCUGUUAUACUUUAAAUUCAUACACCGUCAGCAUGGACCAAAACCGGACUUAAUAAGCACAUUUAUUUUCAGACAAACCUCAUCUUGUAUAGUGCACAGCACAAAUGCGGUUGUAUAGCUCUAGAGUGACACCUAGAGUUUAAGGUAAGCAAACCCCAGCAUUUGUCUGUUAUGUGACUGCUAUGCUGACAAUUUCAGAUUGUUUUCAUAAUUUAAGAUGUGUGACAAGAUAUAUCGUAUACAACCUUCAAAUAUACUCUAAAACUAUGUUCUCUUUCAAAAGGCCAUUUAAGCACACACUAACUGUAUUGCUAAAGAAGAAGAUGGUUAUCUUCUGAAAGAUAAAAACAAUCAGUUAUACUAAGCUAUAUAUGUAAAUAUUCUAAAUGUAUGAAUGACUGAAUACUGACCUACAGUGACAACUGUAUACCAACAUUAUUGUGUACUUAAGAUAUUGCAGUGUGCAGUCAACAUUGCUUUUUCAGAAACAGAGGCGUCAAGGAUGUCACUGUUCAUUUGAACGGUCAGACCUCGUCAGUUGACAUAUAACGCAGCUGUACAAUACUGAUAAAUGUUCUAGAUACGAUUAAUACAAGUAUACUGUUGUGUUUAAUUCAUUAGAAAUAGUUUAGCACAUCAAUCUAUGCUCUGCUACAAAUAAAACCUGCAGUGCGCUGGUCACACUAAUGUACUACACUGACAAAACAGUACAAGAGAAAAUGAAAAACUCUGUUAACUAAACAGUGUUUGUGAUAACUUUGAUGUGUGUAGGAUUAAGUGUUCUUAGUGAUGUCUUGAUAUUUCCUGUUGUUCUCUUUACUCAAAACACUAAGAUCCCCCUGCAGCUGGGCUUCAGGGCUUCUUGCACAAUGUGAACAGGGUCAUUCUAUGUUGUAAACAUGACAGGUUUCUUUGUUCAAGAUGGCAUAAUGUUUUUUGUCUUUUUAAUAUUUAAAAUUGUGUAGUAAAUAGAAUUUGCCUACUCUAACUGAUCUGUAAACAUUUAAUGUGGUGUAAACAUCAGACGACUGCCUACUUACUGGCUGUACUAUUGUUCAAUAUUGGAGAUGAAUCAUAAAUUGUGGCUUUUGUACUAUAGUAUUUGAACAGUCUGUUAGAAGAAAAUGUCAAUCACUGAGCACUUGUGUUUUAUGCAUUUGUUCUGUAGUUUGUAUCCAAGCUUUGAAUAAAGUCACUGCAAAUGA
Molecule: messenger RNA, 3649 nt
Organism: Clupea harengus (Atlantic herring)
Lineage: Eukaryota; Metazoa; Chordata; Actinopteri; Clupeiformes; Clupeidae
Gene: cnr1
Product: cannabinoid receptor 1
Biological process (GO): G protein-coupled receptor signaling pathway
Cellular component (GO): membrane
Molecular function (GO): cannabinoid receptor activity
Source: RefSeq, a predicted model, not a curated record